AUGGUCCUCUCACGUCGUGGCAGCGGCAGCUUCACCUUGCCCACAGGGCAAACCCUGGCCAUCCACACUAGGACCCACGAUGAGGAAGAUCUCCCCCACGCAACCAAGAAGUGCGUCUUUGUCGCUACGAGACACUGUAAGCCUCAGACAUUCACGUUGACUCCUCAGCGGAUGAGGAUAAUUGUGGAAUCAUUUAAAGAGACUUUAGAGUUGGGCUUGCAAAAGCCUGAACAAAUCGUGCCAAUGAUACCUACCUUCGUCUUUGGUUGGCCGACAGGACAGGAGAAAGGCGACUAUCUUGCCGUCGAUCUAGGUGGCACGAACCUGCGCGUAUGCCUUGUUACCCUACAGGGCGAAGGCAAAUUUGAAAUCUCCCAGUCCAAGUAUCGGCUUACGGAGGAACAAAAGCAGGAAGACGGUCAAAAGCUGUUCGACUUCUGCGCGCAGUGCUUGAAGACGUUCGUUGAUACUAGCCUGGCAGAUGGCUCACUUACUUUGAAGCCUGGGGAGACCCUGCCUCUUGGAUUCACCUUUUCCUACCCAUGCCAUCAGCUGAAAAUCGACCAUGGCAUUCUCAUCCGCUGGACAAAAGGGUUUGCGGCACUCAACACGGAAGGCCAUGAUGUAGCGGAAAUGUUCCGCAAGUCCCUCGUUACAUAUCAACUCCCUGUCACACUUACGGCGCUCAUCAACGACACCACCGGUACCCUUAUCGCGUCCCACUACGUCAACCCUAAUGCCAAAAUUGCGGUCAUCUUUGGCACGGGAUGCAACGCUGCGUAUAUGGAGAAAGUCAGCGAGAUUACGAAGAUAAACGACGUGGGCAUUCCAGGAGACGCAUCGAUGUGUAUCAACUGUGAAUGGGGGGCCUUUGAUUCCUUCGAGCAUGAACACCUCCCAAGGACAAAGUACGAUAUCAUUGUCGAUGAGUCAUCGAAUAAACCUGGGGAACAGGCAUUUGAGAAACUCAUCUCUGGGAGAUACCUUGGCGAAAUCCUGCGUCUCGUAAUCUGCGAGCUAGUUGAUGAGGGGGUGCUCUUCCUAGGGCAGAACACGUACAAGCUCGAGAACCCCUACGUCUUUGACACUGCUUUCCUGUCUUUAAUGGAGAGUGACCCAACUGAUGAACUCCUGAUGAUCAUCGGCAUCUUUUCUCACUUCUUCGCCGUUGAAACUACCCUGGCCGAACGCCAAUUCUUCCGCGCCCUAGCCAAACUCAUUGGGCGACGUGCUGCGCGUCUGAGCGCCUGUGGUAUCGCGGCCAUCGUUGGACGGAUGGGAUACCUGGACAAUGGCGAGGGUUGUGAGGUUGGUGCUGAUGGGUCUUUAUAUAAUAAAUAUCCUGGGUUCGCAGAUCGGGUACAUGAGGGGCUUGUUGACAUAUUUGGAGAGAAGGGGAGGAAGAUUGUGACGCAUCAUGCGGAAGAUGGGAGUGGCGUUGGGAGCGCCAUCAUUGCUGCCAUGACGAAGACUAGAAAAGAGCAGCGCCUCUACGACCACGUCUAAGAAUCCAAGGCCUCACUCAACGUUUUUGCUGUUGAGACUGCGUGGUCAAAGAGAAACUCGAGUAUUUAUAUGUUGUACGUUGAUGAGAUUCGGAGGAGCAAUGUUCAAACACAAAACUAAGAAACUUGUAAGACCACCUAUGUAUGUACUUUAGGACUCUGUUGUUCUGUUUGUUUAGUUAGCAAAUCAUACUAUGUAGAUGCCGUAGAUUUUAACGGAGUGUCCUUUUAAGCUGCC
Messenger RNA from Laccaria bicolor S238N-H82, 1743 nucleotides. RefSeq names its product hexokinase. Gene Ontology annotation, biological process: glycolytic process; intracellular glucose homeostasis; glucose 6-phosphate metabolic process. Gene Ontology annotation, cellular component: cytosol; mitochondrion. The transcript has 13 exons. Lineage: Eukaryota; Fungi; Basidiomycota; Agaricomycetes; Agaricales; Hydnangiaceae. Gene Ontology annotation, molecular function: mannokinase activity; fructokinase activity; ATP binding. The record is from RefSeq and is a predicted model, not a curated record. Bases 1 to 1506 code for a protein of 501 amino acids.